AUGGCGAACUUGUAUGUACGGGCGGCGCCGACGACGGAUCUGAAUCGGAACACGGAGUGGUUCACGUAUCCUGGCGUGUGGACCAUUUACAUCUUUAUACUGUUCUUCUCAUGGCUGGUCGUGCUUUCUGUCUUCGGUUGCUCUCCGGGCAUGGCGUGGACAAUCGUCCAUCUCUCUCAUUUCGUAAAGAGGUUGCAAUUGUGGAAAACAGUUCGAAAUUGUGUCAGCUUCCUGUCCAAUUCAUACUUGCUUAAUACUACUUCGGCUCUAGAGGAGCAACUGGUCAAAUGCCUUUCCAUCGAUCUCUUCCUCCGGGAAAGGUACUUGAUAGCCACGCACACUACGGAUUAUCAGCAUCCUAUGCUAUUCUUCAAUACACUUGCCGUUUUUGUUCUUGUCGUGGCCAAGUUUCCCCAUAUGCACAAAUGGUAUUUGCACACUGCAAAAUUGUGGUCUCAGCCCCCGGAAGUGUGUAGAAAUACUCCACAUUCCCUCGAUCUGGCAUUUUCCACUUGGAAUGUUGCAUUCUUUUGA
Messenger RNA from Striga asiatica, 534 nucleotides. The record is from the annotation of a GenBank genome assembly. Lineage: Eukaryota; Viridiplantae; Streptophyta; Magnoliopsida; Lamiales; Orobanchaceae.